This is a messenger RNA of Silurus meridionalis, 4115 nucleotides long. RefSeq names its product IgGFc-binding protein-like. The transcript is spliced from 8 exons. The record is from RefSeq and is a predicted model, not a curated record. Lineage: Eukaryota; Metazoa; Chordata; Actinopteri; Siluriformes; Siluridae. Bases 460 to 3858 code for a protein of 1132 amino acids.
CAUGCCAAAAUUAAUCCUCACUUUGUUUUCGCUACGGAGGUACGAGAUUGCACAGGUGUCCUCAGUGUAGCCUCCGCCUGUGUUAUCUUAGGCUUUCUGCCAGAAUUACAAUGAGUUAUUUUGAUUGGUUACUUUUUUAACUGACCAUUGUGUGGUCUACAAACACUUCAUUAACUGAAUAAACUAGGAUUAGCUCCACUCAUAAACCCUUAUGCUGCAGCAAAGCAGCACUGAUUGGCUGAUGUAGAGGUGGGGAAGAGAAUUUAAUACACAGAAUUCUAGUUCAACUUGGACUAAGUGUCACAGUCCUGACACAGGUAAGAUGCAAUACUAUUAAAGACAAAGUUGAUUAGAUUGGAAAUACAAAUUGUGUAAAUUGUGUGUGUGUGUGUAUGCACAUUAUAUGUAUAUAUGUAAAAUUUGAGUUGAACUUUUUAAAUUUUGCUCUGUUUUUUAGUAAUGGAGUUGAAAACAAUUCACAUUUUUGUCGCUACCCUGCUCUGUGGGUUCGGGGCUGCUGGACCUGCAGGAAAAGAGUUUGGGAUGUCCUUUAUGCAGAAUUACAAACCAGGAGGUCCAGCACGCUUCAUCGUAGAGGUCUCCAGCCCCCCAAGUUCUCUAUUAAGCACAAAGGUGAAGGUGACGGCCCUGGGAAAAGUCUUUGAGACGACUCUUCAGCCAGGAAGUGGUGAGACUUUCCAGCUUCCUGAUGAGGUGGAGAUGAUUGGAAGUGCAAAAAACAAACAGACAGUCUGGGUAGAAGCCGAUCAGGACAUUCUGGUGCUUACACUAAACUAUAAGCUCUACACAGCAGAUACGUCUGUGAUCUACCCUGUCCAGGAAUGGGGGACAGAGUAUUACAUCUAUACUCCACUGAUGGGUCCACCUGAUCAAUUCAAAGAGUUCUCCAUUACCAAUCAAGGUGUACAAAACACUGUGGAGAUUCAAUUAAAUGGUAUGGUGACAUUUGAAGGUCAGCAAUAUCCACAAGGUAGCAAACUUGUCAUUGAUUUGGAGCCAUUUGAAAGUGCCCUAAUCCAAAGCAAAGAAGAUCUGACCGGCUCCAAAGUGUCAGCCAAGCAGCCAGUGGCAGUCUUCACAGGACACAGCUGUACCUGGUAUUUUACAGAUGGUAAUCAUGUGUAUGAACAACUUCUUCCUGUUAGUAGCUGGGGAAAGGAGUUUGUAGUUGCAACUCUUGCAUACUCAAACCCAGUCAACAGAUUUGAUUCAAUAAUCAUUCAGGCCUCAGAGAACACUGGAAUUCAAAUCACUUCUCGAGAUGGAACAAAUUCAAAAGAAUUGGUGGCUGGAGAAACACUUUAUAUCAAUCUUCCAUAUCCAAACUCUCUGUAUUUAUCUGCUGAUAAAGGUGUACAAGUGCUUUAUGAGUUCAAUGGUGGAAUCAACCAAAAUGGACAAACAAAUGACCCCUUCCUCAUUACUGUCCUUUCGACUGACCGCUUCAGUACCUCAUACACAAUGGAAAGUCAACUUAACUUUACCAAUGAAGCUAUUAUCAUAGCUCAGGCCAAAGACUUGGGAAAGCUGACACUAGAUGAAAAUCCAUUACCAAAUGACCUUCAGUGGUCUCAAGUAGGGGAAAGUGAAUACUCAUGGACACAAAUCAGUUAUAAUGAAGGCCCUGGAUUUCAUCAAGUUUCACACCCAGAUUCACCUUUUGCUCUGUACAGUUUUGGUGCAUCAAAAUACAACGGAUAUGGAUCACCUGCCCCUAGUAAUCCUCCAGCCACAGUUGGUGUCUGCUGGGUGAUGGGCGAUCCACAUUACCGCACAUUUGAUGGCAGUUACUACAACUUUAUGGGCAAUUGUACAUAUAUCAUGGCCAAAAACUGCCAUGUGGACAGUUUUCACCCUGCUUUUGAAAUCCAAACUGAGAACGAACGCCUUGGCAGUGCAAAAUCCACUAGUGUCAACAAAAUCACCGUCAGUGUCUAUGGCACAAACAUCACAAUUGUCCGUCAUGAGACUGGAAUUGUACGAAUUAGUGAUUCGCUUUGGUACCUUCCAAUCUCCUUGGGCAAUGGCAAAGUAACGCUUCAGCAAAGUGGUCUGUCGGUUAUAAUCAAGACAGACUUUGGACUGUCAGUACAGUAUAACUGGGAUCAAUAUAUGGUGGUAAAAAUACCAGGGAGCUUCAUGGGAAGAAUGUGUGGCAUGUGUGGAAACUACAAUGGGAAGAAAGAGGAUGACCUAACCACUCCCACUGGCAGUGUAGCAGACAGUAUUCAACAACUGGGAAAGAGCUGGAGAGUACCAGGUUUACCAGGAGAAGCCUACUGCAAUGAUGAUUGUGAAGGGCAAUGUAAGAGUUGUCAGGGAGAAUCAUGGUUUGAACGUUUGGCUGCAAAGGCCUUCUGUCACUUAGCCACGAUUCUCAGCGAUGGUCCAUUCCGAGACUGCAGCUCUGUCAUUGAUCCAAAGGUUUUGUAUGAAAAUUGCUUAUUCGACUACUGCAUGGGGAAAGGAUACAAAAACUUCCUAUGUAAAACAGCAGAAAUUUAUACUGACGCUUGUCAACGAGCUGGUGUCCAUGUGCAUAACUGGAGACACACUAUUGGCUGUUCUAACCCUAGCUGCCCAGCAAACAGUCACUUUGAUUCCUGUGCCUGUCCUGCCACCUGUGAGAAUCCCACUCCUUCUGCUGAAUGUAAAGCAAACUGUGUAGAAGCUUGCACUUGUGAUGAUGGAUACUUGUGGAGUGGAAACAAGUGUGUCCCCAAGACUCAGUGUGGCUGCAUGUAUAAAAAUGGAAACAAUGAGCGUUAUUUACAGGCUGGAGAAUCCAUCUGGGCUGAUGAGAACUGCAACACUAAAUGCACCUGCAAUCCAGGAAACGCUGAAAUCAUAUGUGAAAACAGUGGUUGCUCAGCCGGAACAGAAUGCAGUGUAGUCAAAGGGAUCAGAGGCUGCCAUCCAGUACAUCAUGCCACCUGUUCGAUUUAUGGAGAUCCUCAUUAUAACACAUUUGACAACAGCAGCUAUGCCUUCCAGGGCACUUGUGCUUACAUUGCUGCUCAGGGCUGCCACCUGGAGGGAACCCAACUGACUCCAUUUACAGUUAUAGUAGAGAAUGCACAGUGGAAUGAGAUUCAAGCCUUUCCAAAUGUCUCGAUGGCCAAGGUGGUAAUCGUCCAAGUGUAUGGCAUGACAUUAGUGCUGCAAAGGAAUCAAUUAUAUCAGUUUACGAUUAAUGGAUUACUAAUGAACAUUCCUGCAAGUCUGGAUAAUGGAAAAGUAAGGAUUCAGCAAGAGGGCGAUCAAAACGUAAUAUUAACAGACUUUGGCCUAAGAGUUGCCUUCAAUAUGAUUUAUCAUGUCACCAUUACAGUCCCAAGCAGCUACGUAGGAAAGACCUGUGGCUUGUGCGGAAACUUUAAUGGCAAUAAGAAUGAUGAGUACCUGUUGCCAGAAGGCAAGGAAACCAGAGAUUUGAAAACAUUUACAUCUGCAUGGAAAGUACCCAUGCCUGGUCUUUUGUGUGAUGAAGGCUGCAAUGGUGAUUUCUGUCCAAAGUGUCCUGAAGAUAAGAAAACUGCAUUUGAAAAGGACUGUAAUAUUAUUACCAACCCCGAAGGUCCAUUUGCUGCCUGUCACAGUGUAAUUAACCCUGAUUCCUACCUCAAAGAUUGUGCCUAUGAUGUCUGCAUGGGUGACGGAAAUCAGAAUAUGCUCUGUCAAGACAUUGCUGCGUACAUGAUUGCUUGUCAGGAUGCAGGCGUUACUGUUCUAAAUUGGAGAACGCCAACAUUUUGUCCUUACACCUGUCCUGCCAACAGUGUCUACGACAUGUGUAAAAAGUAUGUGACGCACCAUGUCCUGGUCUUUCUGAUAUAAUGAUAUGCAAUAUUCAGACCUGUUCUGAAGGCUGCAUGUGUAAACCUGGAUUCUUUAACAAUGGAACUGGCUGUGUUACAGCAGAUCAUUGUAGCUGUUAUGAGAAUGGAAUCACCUAUCAGAUUAAUGAGACUAUCAUCACAGAAUCUUGCAAAGAAAGCUUGACCUGUCUUCCUUCUGGAAAAGUAAGUCAUAGAACAAUAGAAUGUAGUUCACUUGAGGACUGUGAGAUAAAGAAUGGCGUUCGUGGCUGCUAU